AUGGGAGACUCCAAAGCAAGAGAACCUCUUCCUCGGCUGCUAGAUCUUAUCCCGGAUGGGAAACAAUGGAAGGGGAGGGAAGCACAAGGCGCAGGAAGAUCAAGGAACACAGGCUUUGGGAGCGAGGAGGACAAGCAGCUAGAGCUCAAACUCGGUCCUCCGGGUCUCCUAGAAGAAGGGACGACAACAGCAGCGUCAAGAGAUGAAGGGAUACAGCGAGAGAUUCCGGCUCUCUCGCUUGGUUGCUUCCCACAUAAACCCUCCAAGCCUGCAAUAAACACUACUGCAACUGGGACAAAGAGGGGUUUCUUAGAUACCAUUGAGGCCAAAACAGAAGGUCGUGAUGAGCACAAGCAGCAGGCUGGAGCUGGAUGUGGGAACGAACUAGCACUGGACGAGAAGAUAACAGCCGCGAGCGAGAGAAAGAAAGGAUUCUGCCCGCCAACAUUACAGCAUGCCCCUGCUGCUGCAACUGUGCACAACAGACCACAUGCCCAGGGAAGAAGGCCUUCAGCUCCGGUUGUCGGUUGGCCUCCAGUCAGAUCCUUCAGGAGAAAUCUUGCUCAUGGCAGUUCAUCUAAACAAUCCACUGAGCCACAAAGUAGUGAAGCUAGCAUGAAGGAGAAGCUUGCCUGCAAGAAGAAUCCUCUUGUUAAAAUCAACAUGGAUGGAAUCCCCAUUGGAAGGAAAGUAGACCUUGGAGCCUAUGACAGCUACGAGAGGCUAUCAUUGGGCGUCAAAGAGCUUUUCCAUGGUUUUCUUGAAGCUCAAAAGGAUCUAUCUAGUGCUGGGAGUACACAGCUAGGGGCCACUGAAAAAAUAUUUUCUCAAUUAUUGGAUGGAUCUGGUGAAUAUACUCUAGUUUACGAAGACAAUGAAGGAGACAGGAUGCUGGUAGGGGACGUGCCGUGGAAUGUAUUUGUGUCAACUGCUAAAAGGCUGAGGGUUUUGAGGAGCUCAGAGCUUUCCCAUGGUUUGGUCAUAAAUAAUUACAUGGACCUGAUGACACCAGAUGCCAAACCGGGAAGUGGUCCAAGCUGCCCUGGUGGCCCAGUGACCAUACCCCCAGAAGCUCUCAAAGAAGUCAAGAUAAACAGAAGGUGGCAUUGGUUUUCUAGCAUGAUAGAGACAACACAUCAAGUGACACUUCUUAAGUGCUUAUCACCAUUCAUGCAAUCAUGCCUAUCACUUGAAAAGUGGAAUAUUAUUCAUGCCAAACUUCAUGCAAAUUUCAACAAAGCAAGCUUCAUCCUUUUGCACAGUUUUCACAAACAAAACUUAAGAACAGCUAUGUACGGUACAGCAGAGGACUUAAGUUGCAAGGUGAAAGCAUGGAACCAGAUAUUACGAGUAGAAUCCUACGGUGUUCAGCUGUUGAAAAAGGAGGUCCAAAAUAAGACGAAUAUCUUACCCAAAAAAUAA
Molecule: messenger RNA, 1422 nt
Organism: Miscanthus lutarioriparius
Lineage: Eukaryota; Viridiplantae; Streptophyta; Magnoliopsida; Poales; Poaceae
Source: the annotation of a GenBank genome assembly